AUGUCGCAGUCCCCCCACACAUCCUCUGGGGGCCCAUACCCUUCCACGACCGCUGGAAUGGGCGGCGUGCCGACAGCGACCACCGACAUUCCCAUUUGCGCGGUGUUCCUAUUCCUUUAUAUCGGCUUCGCUGUAACAAACACCGCCAUCUUUCAACUCAAUCGUCGUAAGCACCACAAAUUCGUGCUCUCAGCGUUACUGUUCGGUUUCUGUAUGGCCAGGAUUGCCACCCUUGUGCUCCGAAUCGCAUGGGCAACUCGGCAACAUAACAUUCGACUCGGCGUGGCAGCACAGAUCUUCGUGAAUGCGGGUGUCCUUAUCAUCUACAUCAUCAAUUUGAUCCUGGCACAACGCAUCCUACGAGCAAAGCAACCGCGCAUCGGUUGGAAUUCGGUCUUGCGAGCCUCCUACAAGAUCGUGUACAUCGGUAUAGGCGCGGCGCUUGCCAUGGUAAUUACGGCCGUGGUGGUCUCUAUCUACACAUUGAACUCACACACCAAGUCUACUUGUCGAGACGUCCAGCUGGCCGCCCUCACCUACCUGCUCAUCUUUACCUGCCUCCCACUCAUUCACGUCGCAAUGGCUGUCUUGUUGCCGAGAUCCAAAGAUGAGGAAACAUUCGGACAAGGAAGCAUGAGGAGCAAAAUCAUCAUCGUCACACUCUCGACAUGUCUAUGCAUGUUGAUUGCCGGAUUCAAAGCAGGAGGAACUUGGAGUCCUCCACGUCCUCUCGACCGUGCAGCUUGGUACGAUUCCAAGGCGUGCUUUUACAUCUUCAAUUUCACAUGUGAGAUCUUGAUCCUCAGCGUCUUGACUUUCUCGAGAAUUGACAAGAAGUUUUUCGUUCCGGAUGGGUGUCGAAAGGCAGGAGAUUAUAGCCGACUUGGAAGAGAACAGGGCAAUCCGAUGGAGAUUGAGGAUAAUUCAGCUUCCAUGUCUGGUUGUAAUGAUUCCAAGACUUGA
Molecule: messenger RNA, 963 nt
Organism: Rhinocladiella mackenziei CBS 650.93
Lineage: Eukaryota; Fungi; Ascomycota; Eurotiomycetes; Chaetothyriales; Herpotrichiellaceae
Exons: 1
Coding region: 1-963 (320 amino acids)
Source: RefSeq, a predicted model, not a curated record